Molecule: messenger RNA, 920 nt
Organism: Trichoderma atroviride IMI 206040
Lineage: Eukaryota; Fungi; Ascomycota; Sordariomycetes; Hypocreales; Hypocreaceae
Source: RefSeq, a predicted model, not a curated record
AUGGAUCCUUACGAAGCCGAAGCGGGCAAAAUCCCGCCUACAGACCUCUACUAUGAUCUUCCCCUCUAUGGCCGCUAUAAUCCUAGUCCACAGGACUUCAAACCACUAGAAGAAUACUGCAACUCAAACACGCAAGAAGCACUGCAGUACUGGACAGAAGUGCUCGAAAAGUGCGACUCGACAUGCUAUGUGUAUCAGAAUCCGUUUGGGGGUCGAGACGUGUUUGCUCUCGGCAGCAUCAUCAUCAAGUCAUGCCACUUAGGGACAAGAGAUGCUGGAUCAGAGUCGUCUCGGGACUAUUCGACCGCAGACAAAAAUGAGGUGGCAGCAAUACAGCUGGUUCCCAACACUGUACCAGUACCCCGGAUUUUUUUCAGUGGAAAGCUCAAAGGAAAGGAUGCCAUUGUCCAGGAAAGGAUUCCCGGCGUCGCACUGAAUGUAGCAUGGCCAUAUCUCUCUCCUGCACAGAAAGAUUCAUUCAAAGAGCAAACGCAAAAGAUGAUGGCCGAGCUGAGCACCGUGCAACCUCCUUCAACAGUAUUGGAGCCAACUUAUAUCAUGCCCGACCCGAAUCCUAUAGUAAAUCGAGAUAUCUCAUCUUCCGAAAGCGCGAUCCUCUUCAGUGAUCGCUCAGAAAGAGGAUCAAGAAAGCUAAACUUCAUGCACAACGAUUUACAACCCUCGAAUAUCAUUGUUCGCAAUGAUCAAAUUGUGGGCAUCGUCGACUGGGAGCACGCUGGAUGGUUUCACUGGGACGAUGUGGGUGCCGUCCACUCUCGGUUUCGCACGCCAAGGAGAGAAGACUUUGCCGGUAUACAGCUUUCUGAAGAAGAACUGAACGACUUGGAAUAUUGGGGCGAUCUUUACGCCUUUGAACCUUCAGAUAGCAGCAUGUGCUUUAAGUAGCUUCCGGUAGAGAG